UACUGAAUUUUCGCUAAAUGCAAACUUUCCACGCACAGUGCAGCCCGUAAACUAGUGAACUAUGUUUAUUUGGCAUCUGGCGAUCGUGUUUUCGUUAUUGUUUGGCGGCAACUGAGCGUGUAAAGUGGAUUAUUGUCGUCGCAAAAAGUGUGUCACCCUCGGCUUCUCGGCUGAGCAAGGCUCAAAUGGAAUGGCGGCCGAUAGUGACGGUGAUCAACAGAAACGGACAAACAGUAGUAGUAGCAGCAGGCGUAGAAAUGCCGGAAGCGAAGGGUACCGAAACAAGUGCUGCAAUAGCAGCAAAAGCAGUAGUGUCAGUGAAAAUCAAAGCAAUAGCAGCACUCUAAAGGCGGUUGUUAUAUGCGAAGGCAACUUGCACGAUCCCGACUUUCCGACGCGGCUCGAAAGCUUGGUGGAAAGUCUAGCGACGCUCGUGGAGGAAAAGCAACCGGAGAGCGAUGGCGGAAAGGAGAAACAGGACACGACCGGCAAGCUUACGGUCGAUAAGGUCGAACCGUGGAACAGUGUGCGCGUCACUUUAUCGAUACCGAAGGAAGCUGCCGUACGGUUGCGGCGGCUUGCUGCCGAAGGAAACAGUGCACUCCGGGCGCUUGGUAUCCUGUCCGUGCAGUUGGAAGGUGAGACGGUACUGUCGUUGCGGUUAGCUGGUCAGCAGGAAAUUGUUUUGCGGACGGAUAAUUCCGCACUCGAUGGUGCAGUGGCUGGCAGCAGUGGAAGUUCCGGUGGUUUGGGUGAAUUAACGCGGGUUCUAUCCCAGCAACAGCAGCAACAACAGCAUCAAGUUGGCUUGCCACAUCCAACCCAAUCACAUCCUGCGGGUUUACAUCAACCUCAAGGCGUUUAUGCCCAACCAAUACAUCCACCACAACAACAACAACAGCAGCAGCAACAACAUCUCAUCCAACUGCAACAACAGCACCAUCUUCAGUUGCAACAGCAGCAACAACAGCAGCUGCUGCACGGUUCAGUCGAUGGUAAUCCCGGUCCCAGUACCUCUAAGAUCGUGCACUCGAAUCUACCGAAAGCUCUCAGCAAUGGUCCAGUACCACUGGAAGCGGUCGGCGGUGGGGUCGGUGGCAACGGGCCACCCGUAAUGUUUAAGUCACCAAACACAAUCUGCCCGAUGGACGGCAAGGUGCCCGCCCAUGUGCCAAAUGUGGUCGAUGCCUGCGAGUAUCCGUUCGAAAGUAUGACACAGGCAAGGGUGAUACAACGGCGCGAGAAUACGCUCGGACUGAGUGGUAGUAGUAGUGUGGCGGUAACGGCUGGUCCCUCCAUCGCCACAGUUUCCGGAGUCGGUGUUGGGCUGGCGGCUAAACCUGCGAAUGGUCCAUUCGUAGCAGCACCCAUCGGUGCCGGUCCAAUACAACCGCCGCCACCAUAUCAAUCUGCGGUCGGAACGGGAAGUGGCGUUGUAGCAAAGGAUGGUCUAGUUGUACCACCAGGAGCGACAACGACGGUAACGGUUGGGUCGGGUUCGGUACCCGUUCCAGUGGGUACAGUGAGUGCGGGCAACAAUGUGGCCAUGUCCAGCCCUUUGCUGGUAAAUUUGCUGCAAAAUGAAAACAGUCCACAACAAACCGUUUCCCCUCAGCAGCAACAGCAGCAGCAGCAACUAAUGCGCGGUGUAGGACAACAACCCAUUUUGAAGCAAGAAUUACUGAUAGCUAGUGGAACUGGCGGUGGUGUAGUGAAAGGUGGAGUCAUUCCAAACAUGCCGCAAACGGCAUUGUUGACACAGCAAAGUGUUGCCGGUGGCAGUUCGGUGUCGAACAUGAGUGACAAUGAUCCGAGUGUGCACGGUGUUGUAACGGGAGGCGGAAACCUUAAGAGUGGUAGCGCUGUGAACCAUCAAGUGACGAGUGUAAAUCAACAGCAACAGCAUCUAGUACAUCAUCCAGUGAUUGGCGGGGCACCGACGAUGGCCACGUCCAUGGUUUCCGCAAGAGGGACGACAGUUUCUGCCGUUACUCAACAGCAGCAGCAGCAGCUGACCUUAGUGAAUAGUAAUAGUCCAUUGCGUGGUACUGCGUCCGCAACAGUGCCGGGUGUGUCGGGCACGAUGCUCAGUGCUAGUAGUGGUGUGAAUAGAAUUAAUAAUAUGACUUCAAUGACAGUAGCAGCGGUAACCGCUGUAACGCCCGCGAACAACAGUAGUGACAGUAACGGUAACAAUCAGAGUGCGUUGAAUGUGUCGCCUUCUUCUCUAGUAACUCCACCAUUGUCAGUGCCUUCAAAUAGUAACAGUAGCAGCAGUAACGCCACCUCCUCCUCCACGCUGAACACGAUCAAGCUGCAACGAUACAGUCUCGUGGCGGGUCCAUCUACCAGCGGAGUAGGAGGAGCAGUAGCGGUGGGGUUGGGCCCAUCCGUACGGGCACCACAGCAACUCACGGCGCCAAGCGGCGUUGUAUUGCCCGGUAACAAUCGAGCAGCUGUGAUGGGACCGUCGCAUAGUCAUCCACAGGGAAUGCGGCCGCCCCAAUCCCCAUCACCAGCGUUCCAGCUGCAGGACCAACUGCAAAUGCAGCAGCCACAACCACAACAACAUUCCCAGCAACCGAAUCGUUUCCCGAUUCAACAGCAGCAAUCGUUGGCCCAACAGCAACAGCUACCGUUUCGACAGCCAAAUCCAAUGCCUUCUCCAUCACCUCAGCAACAGCAGCAACUGCUGCCGGGACAUCAGUCUGUUGGCUACGCUCAACGAUGGCCAACGCUGCCGAUGGAUUCGGCCACCAAGUCCGGCUACCAGGAGUUCGCACGCUUUCAGAUGCAGUACAAUCUCACUCAGCAACAGUUGAACAAGCCUACUGCAUCGCUGGGACAGCAGCAGCAGCAGCAGCAACAGGAGCAACAACAGUCACAAUCGCUUGAUGGGGUCGUAGCAACCGCAAGCGCAUCAGCGAACGUUGGCUCUGAUCCGCUAGAACUGGGAAACUGUCUAGUGGAUCUGCCAGAUUUGGCGAAAAAUGAUCUGGACUCGUUGCUACCGAGCGAUCUCGACAGUAGCGUAUUUCUCGACACGAAGCUGGAGGAUCUGGACGAGUUGGAUCUAAUGGAUCAGCAGCAUCAACACCAUCAUACGCUGCUCGGUGCCGCAACGCUUCCACAACCAGGUGAUAUUGCAACGACCACCGGCACACUGCUUGGUGGUGGUGCUUCCGGUAAUGGCUCUGUAGUGGGCGGACUCACCGGUCUACCAAUGGGAGCACCGACCGGCGCGAUGCUGAACGAUGUGCAGGCACGGGAACGACGGUGGAAGGCGCAACUGCUAAUCAACCCGCUCACGGGUGAACUAGAAGAAACGCAGGUGGAAGAAGGCUCGGAAGAAGCGGAGAAUGGCAGUAAAGCAGGAGGAAGGCAGGGAAAACUGAACAUGGUUCGUGUAAAUGAUUUCCCACCUGAGGUUCCGAACUCGUUGUAUUCGGAUGAAGAUACAACCGGCAGCGCUGGGGGUCUUUCGUCGUCACGGUUCGUUUCGGAUGCAAGCGAUUCCGAUCGUCCUUCGCCAAUAUCGGGCGUUGUGUCCAUAGAGGGUGGAAGUAGCAUCAACACCACUGUGGGCAAUACAAUUUACGGUACUGCACCGUCAACAUCUGUUGCUAGCAAUAGUAGUGGCAUAAUGUCCAUGCCACUGACGGCGGCAACGGGUGCAGGAAAACCUGCCAAGGUUAAGAAGGAACGUGCGAAACCGGUCAAGGGCAAGGACAAACUGAAAUCACCGCUAGCGUCGAAGGACAAGCCGAAGGAAAAAGCGAAAGCCUCUUUGAAGACGGUUGUGAAGCAGAAAGCAAAAGUGCUCUCCACAUCAGUGAUGCUUGUCGAUGGAGCAGGAACCGGGGAUUCGCCAAGCAAGAAUGGAACCGAGUUGAAGCUUCGUUUGAAGCUAGAAAAACCGGAUCCUAUGGCCGCUCGGGAAAUUGGAAGUAUGCGUGUAGGUGGAAUAGGUAUUUUACCAUCGGUGACGGUUUGUUCCACGAGUUCCAGUACCUCUGUAGUGUCUGUAAACGCAAUCGCACCGGUUGAAAGGUUAACGCCAGAAAGCGAUGGGACAGCGUUAAUGACGUCGUUGCAGUUAAAUCCCGCUUCCCAUGUUCAGCAGUCUCCCGCGGCUACAUCCGUGCCAGCAAUAGUCAGCCAGGACGCGGGAAGUAGCUCCAUUAGUAGUGCAAGCAAUUUCGUCACCACAUCUACGUCACUCGUUGCCAGUAGUAGCACAAACAGUAGUUAUAACAGUAUCGCCACCACCACCGGCACUACUGCACAAGCUGCUGGUGCUAGUACGGGAGAGGAGUUGCGUGUACCACCGUUGCACAUAAGCCUGCGGGGGAAGAAUUCCGUAGUAAUAAAGAAUUCCCGUAAGGAUCGUAAGAAGAGUCAGAGCGGUGGAGAGGAGGACAGCAGUGAUGGUGGCGGUGUUGCGAAACGAUCCUCCACCGUUAAACGUACUCCGAUUGAGUUGAACACUCCGGUCUCCGGUACUGUGACGAUUGGCUCAACAACAUCACCACCUGCUUAUCACAAUCACACCGGAGUUGACACUGGGUCACUAAAAAGUACUGGUGGUACCGAGUCGACGGACCAUGGAUGCGAAACACCUUUCAGUUCCCAGAAGCGUUCGGCCGUGGAUGGAACGAGUGAAAGUGGUGGUAAUGCAAGUAGCGGCACAACAUCCACCGGCCAUUGUCCGAAUGGAUACGUUUGUCCGGAAAAGAAGCGAAGGCUCAGCAAUGGUGGUAGCAGCGUUAGUUUAACUGCAAGUGGUACCAGCGCACUGAGCACGUCUCUCAACAGUAGCAGUAGCAACAUCUCUGCCACAGAAGCAAUGACCACACCGACUACCGUCACUACCAGUGUGCAGGAAAUAAACGAUAUCUACGAGUCGAUAGUAACGACCAGCGCAAGUGGUCCGAUUGGUUCGACGAACGUCGGUACGGUACCGACGUCCAAUCUGCUCCAGUCGGCUACAAAAAACUCCAAGAGCUCCGGUGCGAAUAAUGCUAACAGCAGUGGCGGCAAUAACAUAAACAAUAAUAAUAUCAACAUUAACAAUAAUGGUGGCAGUUAUGGUAAGAAUCAGAAAAAUCUCGUCAAAGCAUCGAUGGAUAGUGCUGUUGUUGUGAGCACGGCAACGGUGACCGCAGCACAGCCAGCAAUCGUGUCUUCGGUGUUGUCUGAUGCAUCGACGGACAGCAGCAAAAAGGGUGAAAGAGCAGCAUUAGCAUCGUCAACGGAGACAUCUUCAGGAAACCCCAUAAGCUACACUACCGACAGCAACACGAUCAUCACCUCCACCAUCACUACAACCAUCAUCAAUACCACCAACACCACCACCACCACCACACCAACAUCUACCUCAAGCGAGAAAUCCUCCCUGAACGUGGAAAGCCAUCCUUCAAAGCGACCGUGCGUAGAGGAGGAGGAUUCCCAGCAACAGCAAGAGCUGAACAAAAUUAACACCAUCCUACAUCACGAUCAUCAUCAGCAUCACCUCCAUCAUCAUCCGGAUCAGUUGCAGGAACACCAUAGUAAAAAUCGACCACCGGAGCAACUGCUAGCGGACGGACCAUCAGAGGAGGAUGGGCAUAAAAGUAAAACCGACACUACUACUACGGGGGCAUCGCCUACACAUGCAGUUUCAGCAGGGAAAGGUUCUGCCACCGGUUCGCCACACUCUCCCGUGUUGACCAACGCAGUUGGGAUGGCUGGUGGCACGGCGGGUGCAUUAUCAACGGCGGCGACAAGCACCACAGGGGCGGUUGUUGCGGUUGGAGUAAACCAUCAUCUGCUCGGACAUUCGAAUGUCCGGGGCUCACCAGGAUCUCAGGCACAGGGUGAGGACAGUGGCAUAGAGUCUAUGGAUGCACUGUCGGAGAAAAGUCCCCAUCAACUGUCCACGCACAGCCCGCAGGGUUCGCACAGCAGUGGAGGGGCGGGCAGCAACGGAGGGACUGGUGGCAGCAGCGGCGGUAUCAGUAACAGUAGCUGUAGUAGCAGUACAAGUACUAACAUCCUUGAGGGAAAGCAAAUGCCUGCGGUCGAUAGUCUCCAGUGUGAUGACGGAAAGGUGCAGGAAGGAGGUGGAACUGGCGACGUGGAACAUUCGCGGUCAGAGAAAAACACACCCGAAAACCAAAAAGAACUGGCCAGUACACCGUUGCUAGAUGCAAACAUGGAGGACUACAAUGACAUUGAGGCGGCGUUAGCAAAGAUGGAAGGGUUGAAUGAUCUUGCGGUAGCCAUGAACUGUGGUAGUGAUGCGGAUCCAAAGCUAAACGGCGAUCAUUCCAUUCUUCUGAAACCGUCAAACAUGCUGCUCGAUCACAAUCAUCACGAAGCCACCACCUUGGAAAGCAUAGACCAGACGACGAAUCUGAGAAAGAUCCUGGACAUGGGCUUGGAAGUGGAACAAAAGCAACAGCAGAGUAUUAUUGACACGGGAAAUCUUCUCGACGAAGCUACACACGUGAAUACUGUGGCAGACGACGAACAUGCAAUAGAGCAGAAGCAGCAGCAGCAUAGACAACAGCAACAGCUUUCGGAAUCCCCGACGGGCAGGAAGAAGACCGGCGUUGAAAAGCGUGACUCCAUUGGGGGCAAAAAUAAGACAGCUGUAAAAACGUCCAAUGUCGCUGAUAGCGAAAUGCAAAAACAUCCUCAUCAUCAGCAGCAUUUGUCGUCCGAUGCCAUCAACCCGGACAGCAAAUUGAUCGCAAAGGUACCAGCGGGCAACAACAAUCAUCCGGAAGAGGAAGGAAAAAUAACGUCAGAUCUCGAUGCGAAAGUUUUCGACGGUAUUGAUGAUGGGAACGCUGUUCCGCCGCAAUCUGCUGACGAAUGUUGCAACCAUAGUAAAGAUAUCCCUAGUGUGAAAAGCGAAUGUGAUAGUAAGGUAAUGUUGUUAGUGGACGAUAAACAACUCUUAGUUAAGUCUGAUCCCGACGAGGCUAUCGUUAGUAGUGUAAAGAAGAGUUUAAGAAAAUCUUCUGACGAACGGCAGUCAGUUACCGUUGUCACCACAGCUAGCACACAAGCUGUCACUGUUGCUGCUACUACUGCUUCUGUUACUGUGAAGCUCGAGCCAGCACCACCGUCUCCAGCAUCAACGACGACGCCGUCUGCGGUGGGCGAAUUAAAAGUGGAGCCCAAAAGUCCCGACCCAGCUGAGCCACACAUCGAUUUGAAACCGCGACACGAACAACCACCACUGUACAGCUAUUCCAGUGAGAAAGCGCGCGAAAGGCGUACGGCUGCCGCGGCGAGCGAUGGUAUUCCGGCGGGAAACGGUGUUGCUAGAGGUGAUGUACGAUCGCGAAGGAACUCCUCGAUUGCAUCAUCAUCUGCCGAAGGGAGUGAAACGAAUACUGCGGUCGAUUCGGAGAAUGAGUGUUCCUCUUCUCCGAGUGGCAAAAGGACGCUAGUGAACUGCGUCGAACAUGAGAGUGCGGGCUGUACUACACGGACUGCGAAAGCCAACGAACAAUCGGCAGGUGCGGGGAAAGGUGUCGAUGGUCAUUUGCCUGUCGAACAGCAGCAGCAGCAGCAGCAGCAGCAGCAAGGGAAAGAGAUGUUAACUCAACUAUCGAUAGAAAUUCCAUCACACUCCGAUAGUGGAGAGCAUCGAAUUCGGACACGCGCAUCCAGUAAAUUGGAGAGUCCUCUAGAAUUGCCACCGCGUCAGAGUCCUUCGGCUUCGGCAAUGGGACAUGAUUUGCAUGGUUCUUCUGUGCCAUCCGGAGCUAGUAAUAGCAGUACCAGCGGCCCAGGAAGCAGUGCAAUUACGUCAGCAUCGAAAACUGGUGCUACAGCAGCGGUUGUCAAUGUGAAACAGCAUGCGUCCGGUGCAUCAUCCAAUGCAACUGGUGGUAGUGCUGCUGCUGCCGCCUCAACCACUGCCGGUGGUGGUAAUGAUCGUCAAAGUCCUAAAUCGGCUACAAUAUCUACAAGACCUGCUGCGAAUAAACGGAAACGGCAGGGAUCGGAAAGUUCGAACCAGUCCGGUGUUAGCGAUGAUGUUCCGACACGUGCCAAAAAGUCCCGCAAAGGAGCUGCUGCUGCAGCCACGUCGACAGCUGCCGACGCGAGUACGGCCGUUUCGGACACAGCGAAGCCUUCGUUGCGAAGAUCCGCGGAAAAUACUCUCGCCAAGGGACGCAUAUCGAGAAAAUCGGCUAACGCGGCAGCAGCGGCUGCGGCGGCUGCUGCAGCUGCAGCCGCCGCCACAGCAGCACCAACGACAGUCACUAUUGUCGCGGAUUCCUCCGACAGCGACGAACCUUUGAUUGAAAUUGCGGGUAAAGCUCGAAAUUCUAAACUAACCUCCAAAAUCAGCUCAACUUCUACCACUAGCAAUGCUACUUCUACUUCCUCUACCACCAUACAAUCUUUUACCGCUACUUCUUCUAUUACUACUUCUACUCUCACCUCUACUACUGCUACCACGACCAUCAAUACUACUAUUCGCAACAAUACCACCACCAACAACAACAAUACUUCGACUACAAAUUCUGCUUCAUCUUCCACAACCUCCUCGUGUAAAACCAUAGCAACAGCUGCUGCUGCUGGAGAUAGAACUACUGCUUUAUCGGCAGUGUCCCUCGGUACCAGUGAAAGCAUGGCCACGUCCACAACGAACCAAUCGGCAGCGGUGAUGAGUGGUGGUGAGAAAGAAAAGUCACAUCGUAACCAUCCAAGUAAGAGUGGAUCGAGCGCGAAGCAGGCUGCAAAUGCGGGUGUCGCAUCGUCGUCUUCCAUAGCAACGGCUGAGCAAGUGAGCACGAGUUCAGCAACGGUUGCAUCUUCCAGCUCUAACGCCAACGUUGCUGGUAGUAAUGGCCCCACAAGUAACACCAAUUCCGGUAGUGACAACGUUGGAGGUACCCAGAAAUCCGUACCAAACACUGUACCACCGACAACGUCUACGACUGUGUCGGCUACCGAUGAGAAAAUCAGCACUCGCCGUAGUGUACGCAUGACAUCAUCGACACUUUCCACGGCGGCAAUGAACAACAAGGCCAAAGCAGCCGCAAACGCACUGCUGCUCCAAAACGCCACGACACCAGCCACCACCAACAACAUCGAUAGUAACCAUCACGCAAAUACUGCCGUCCAUAAUAAUGCAGCGAUCGGUGAUGUUGCUGGCAGUGGUUCACCUGCAGCUGGUGGUGCAUCUGUUGGCGCAGCCGGUCAUGUUGGUGGUUCGGGUGGAUCUGGCGGUGCUGCAAAUGCGGUUGCACCCGGUGGAUUAAUUUCGGGCGGAGCUAAUGGUAACCAUACUGGCAAGGUGGCAAACCAUGUGAAUCACCAUCACGUCGGGACGGGUUUGAAAGGAGCCGGAUCCUCUGGUGGUGUUGAUGGUAAAUCGUCCCUGUUGGCGAACGCUGCCAGCGGUACUGUGGCACAGACAACCGAGAACAGCUCCGCUACGGAACUGCGCCGAAAAACGAGAAGUGCAGCUGGUCUCGAAGUCACAGUUAUUGAGGGUCGUCGAAGAAGGAUCUCCCGAGACAGCAAGUGA
Anopheles marshallii is the source of this 9538-nucleotide messenger RNA. Its product is annotated as serine-rich adhesin for platelets-like. Bases 191 to 9538 code for a protein of 3115 amino acids. The record is from RefSeq and is a predicted model, not a curated record. Lineage: Eukaryota; Metazoa; Arthropoda; Insecta; Diptera; Culicidae. The transcript has 5 exons. Gene Ontology annotation, biological process: positive regulation of transcription by RNA polymerase II. Gene Ontology annotation, cellular component: transcription regulator complex; nucleus; histone methyltransferase complex.